CCGUCACUCGUUAAAGAGCAGCGACUAAGAGACCGUCGACCAUGUUGUGAAGAAGCACAACAAAAGACGAGUGGAUUUAAGUGAAUUCAGUCCAUUUAGAAAACACAGUCGAGAUCGACGUGGUUGAACACAUUUAUACAGAAGAAAUCGUCAGCAGGCCGAGUGAAAGGUCUGUUUGCAUGACCACACUUAAUAAGGAGACUUACGUACACGCUGAAAAGCAGGAGCCGGACACUGGAGAGUUGUACGCAAAGGUCUUUCCCUUUCAGACGUCUGUUUCCAGGGAGCACUGCUUUAUGCUGGAUGUUGCAUUGAAUCACCAUCACCAGGGAUUGACUUUUUCUUAUUCUUGGGGACACAAAUAGUGAAAAAGUGACAAACUGCAAAGGAAAGGUCACCUGAUCCAGCAUAAAUACAUUCAGGACAAAACAAACGAACCAAAACAGAGAGAUUGAACUUUUCCUGAUUAGAAGAGAAACAUCUUUCACUGUUCUGUUGCAGGACUCGAACCUUCCUCUAACCUGCAGGCGUAUAAUUUUCUAUACUCUGAGCAGGUGUAUAUAUUUAUGCAUAUAAAUGCUUAUUUCUCUUCGUUCGGAAGAGUUUUUGUGUUAAACCUACUUCUGUGACGUCGGUGGCUCUACUUUGAAGAGGUUGCACUGUACAUGUACAUAGAUGUGUAUGUUUGUAAAUGUUAGACAAGCUAUUUGAGACUAUAUCAUAAUGUUGUAAAUGUUUUAUUAGAACUUUUAUAGACCAGUUGUGUAAAAAAAAAAAAAAAAAAAGGCAAAAAGCAAUUAAGAUAACUGGACACCUUUUGGUGAAACUUGUACGAAGAAGAAGAAAAAAAAGACGAGACUUGAUGGCUACUGCGAAGAUGGAGAACGUCGGCGCUGUUUUAAUGGGGCUCAGUAAGCAGAACGGACAGCUGAGAGGACUGAGCUCUCAGUCAGGAACCGCCAUUCAGAGCAACCCAUUUGCAAGAGGCCCGAAACCUGCUGGAGACUCACAGGAAGGACCUGGAAUCAGGUUUGGUGAAGACUGGAAAAAGAGCCUGCAGCUUCCACCCAAAGACAACCGAGUGAAAACUUCAGAUGUGACGGCCACAAAGGGAAAUGAGUUUGAAGACUACUGUUUAAAGAGAGAGUUACUCAUGGGGAUCUUUGAAAUGGGCUGGGAGAAACCAUCCCCGGUCCAGGAGGAGAGCAUCCCUAUUGCUCUCUCGGGUCGUGACAUCCUGGCUCGUGCCAAAAACGGAACAGGGAAGAGUGGAGCGUACCUGAUACCCAUGCUGGAGAGGAUAGACCUGAAGAAAGAAUACAUCCAGGCCUUAGUAAUGGUGCCCACUCGUGAGCUUGCACUACAGGUCAGCCAGAUCAGCAUUCAGCUCAGUAAGCAUCUCCAUGGACUCAAAGUCAUGGCCACCACCGGCGGAACAAACCUACGAGACGACAUCAUGCGUCUGGAUGAAAUCGUCCAUGUUGUCAUCGCUACACCAGGCAGGAUACUGGACCUGAUCAAGAAGGGUGUAGCAAAAGUGGAUAAAGUUCAGAUCAUGGUCAUGGAUGAGGCUGAUAAGCUGCUCUCCCAGGACUUUGUGGUGCUCAUUGAGGACAUCAUCAGCUUCCUGCACAAGAACAGGCAGAUCUUGUUGUAUUCUGCCACAUUUCCCGUCACUGUGCAAAAAUUCAUGGCGAAACAUCUAAAAAAGCCUUAUGAGAUUAAUCUGAUGGAAGAGCUGACUCUGAAGGGCAUCACGCAGUACUAUGCCUACGUUACUGAAAGGCAGAAGGUGCACUGCCUUAACACGCUGUUCUCCAGGCUGCAAAUCAAUCAGUCCAUCAUCUUCUGUAACUCGACACAGAGAGUAGAGCUGUUGGCUAAGAAAAUUACUCAGCUUGGCUAUUCCUGUUUCUACAUCCAUGCCAAGAUGAUGCAGGAGUACAGAAACCGUGUUUUCCAUGAUUUCAGAAACGGGUUGUGCAGAAAUCUGGUCUGUACAGAUUUGUUCACGAGAGGCAUCGACAUCCAGGCAGUGAACGUGGUCAUUAACUUCGACUUUCCCAGGAACUCAGAGACGUAUCUGCAUCGCAUCGGGCGCUCAGGGAGGUUUGGUCACCUGGGUCUGGCCAUUAACCUGAUCACAGCGGAGGAUCGCUUCAACCUGAAAGCCAUUGAGGACCAGCUGGUGACUGAUAUCAAGCCCAUCCCCGGCAGCAUCGAUAAAAGUCUGUAUGUGGCCGAUUUUCACACAACCAAUGAUGAGGCAGAGGAGCAGGAAACGGCUGAAGAACCCUAAAGAACCUUAAAGAACUGGACAAGUCAGUGCCACAAUGAAGCUGUGUGGAAAUGGAUGGAUGGAUGGAUUUGGGUUGUGUGUGUGCGCGCGCACACGUGUGCGUGCCUAAUAUUAGUGAAAUCCUUCACUUUUACUUAAGCUGUAUGAAACUCUGUUCUGUUGCUUUUUUUUUUCUCUGUAGGCUUUAAACAUUACUUUAUAGAUGCUCUCCUCAGGACAAACCUGGCUUUGCACAAAUAUCAGCUUAAGCGCCCACACACACACACACACACACACGAGCAGUUGGGCCUUGAUUGUUCAGUGGUAUCUUUGUGUUUACUUUAUAAAAAUUCUUUAAGGACUGUAUCACUGACUGAGCCGAACACGUAUUAUGCUUUGCACCAGAAAAAAGACCUAUAAAGAACAAACCCUACAUUCCUGCGUUCACUUAAGAAGUUAACAAAAAGCUUAAACACCCUUUUUGGUUUUUUUGUCCCUCCCCUUAUUUUCUUCCCCACACAGUGUGGAGUGGAUAUUUAGCAUAAUUAAGAUCUGAAGGAUUUUCAUAUCAAACAAGAAUCUUAUAAAUACUGCAAAAUGCAUCGUUUGCAAAGUUCACUCAAGGAAUAUAAGCCUGAAGGCCACAAGCUACAGAAGCUCUCUCUCGCGCUCUCUCUCUCUCUCUCUUUUUCUUUCUCUCUUUCGUUCUCACUGAAGUACAGAAGCUUUCUCUCUCUCUCUUUCUUUCUCACUGAAGUGCCUUACUGCAUUAGAUGCAACAGUUUAGUUUGUAGAGAUUGCAUUGAAGCCGUAGUGGUGCUACUACACCAUUACAGAUGCGUCGUUUCCACAUCUGCUCCAUCAUGCAUCAAGGGACAACGUGAUGAGUUUUUGGCGUCUUCCUGGGCUAUGAAGAAAUACAGCAAAUCUCAAGAAACUGGGGAGAGAAAAAAUAUCCGCCGCUCAGAAUGUUGACGAGAAGCUGCAGCAUAAAUAAUCUCAAAUUAUUAUUAUUAAUAUUAUUAUUUUUUUUAAAGGCUCCGAAGGAAACUUGUUCAUCGUCGCAAUAAGUCAUGGCAGCUAAAAAAUAUCUUUUAAUGUUUCAAUUUUCUAAUUUAAAAAAAAUGAUUAAAACAUUCCUAGACUAGGUCGAUUUGUUUAUCAGGAGAGAGAGAAAGGGGGGGGUAAGGGGGUGGCUGGUGCAUUUGCAGGUCAUUUUGAGGUUCUUUCUCUCUUUAAUAAAAGACGUCUUUGUGCAAAGCAUCAAAACCGUAAUAUAUUUCUUUAAUAUAUGUCUGUUGCCAGGUUAAUAAUAAUAAUAAUAUUAAUAAUAAUAAUAAACUGGCUCUUUACAGAAUAACUGGUUAAGAGCAAAUGUAUAAAAACAUGUUGUAAAUGACUCAACGAAUGUGUUUGAGCGGCUCUCCUCGAUCUCAUGCGGCGCUUUUCCUCGGUUGAAGAUAGAAAACAAACUGUAGCACCUUUUAAUAUUGUGGCAGCUGUGAUCAUUUCCUGCUUUAAAUACUCAUUUCCUCUAAAUCCCCCAACCCUUGAUGUGCGACAACGCCAUAGUUGUGUGCAGCGUUGUGUCCUUUACUGCUGAACCCAGAGUACAGUGGUCAGCUCUUAACACCCAGCCUGGUCACUUACACAGUGACACGAUCUGUUCAGGGCGUUUGUCAGAAGCGUCUUUUUCAGCUCUGGUGUAAUCUGUUGUACAUCAGAGUUUUAAUAAAACCCACCCUGGUGUUGGUUCUCCCCUCUGUAGUAGUGUGUCCUGUAACUGUCGGGGGGGAAAGGGCUUCUUUUUCUCUGUGUGUGUGUGUGUGUGUGUGUGUGUGUGUGUGUGUGUGUGUGUGUG
Molecule: messenger RNA, 4139 nt
Organism: Tachysurus vachellii
Lineage: Eukaryota; Metazoa; Chordata; Actinopteri; Siluriformes; Bagridae
Product: probable ATP-dependent RNA helicase ddx6
Exons: 13
Coding region: 863-2299 (478 amino acids)
Biological process (GO): cytoplasmic stress granule assembly; P-body assembly
Cellular component (GO): P-body; cytoplasmic stress granule
Molecular function (GO): RNA helicase activity; mRNA binding; ATP binding
Source: RefSeq, a predicted model, not a curated record